UUUGUUUUGCAAAUCUAGUUUCCAUUGUGCAAAACAAGAGGCAGCAAAUGAUCAAAUUGAUUGAUAUUUAACUUCGGAGCAGCUCAAAAAUAACCAAAAACGCUGAAAACCAAAGAAUCCAUCGCUGAUGAUACUGAAAAUCUGUCCCAGCAUGAGGACAAUUUUGGUUAUGCAUCCCAUGCGAAAAUCGCAGCUGACCUUGGCCGUUGUUACUUACUUGCUGCUGGUGUCCUUGACGCCCACAAAAGCCGGUGAGGCAAACGCAAAACCCAACAUCGUGCUAAUACUAAGCGAUGACCAAGACCUGACGUUGGAGGGCAUGACACCGAUGAGGCAAGUCCAACAGCUGAUUGGCAAAGCCGGCGCUACAUUCGGUCAUGCGUACACCAGCUCGCCACUGUGCUGUCCUUCGCGCGCCAGUCUGCUAUCCGGCAUGUACGCACACAAUCAUGGCACUACCAACAACUCACUGAGUGGAGGCUGCAAUGGCCACCGCUGGCUCACAAAAAUCGAACCACAAGCAUUGCCUGUGCUGCUGCAGUCCGAUGGCGGCUACGAAACCUUCUUCGGUGGCAAAUACUUGAAUGAGUUUCGCGGCGAACGGGUGCCACCGGGUUGGACGCAGUUCUACGGCUUGCAUGGCAAUUCACGUUACUACAAUUACACGCUACGCGAAAAUAUACGCAAUGUCAGCUACACAGACACUUAUUUAACAGAUUUACUGCGUGAUAAGGCGUUGGCAUUCUUGAAAACGCGCAACAAGCAGCAACCGUUUUUCGCAAUGAUCACGCCUCCAGCGCCGCACGCGCCCUAUACGCCAGCCGAGCGGCAUCGUGGUGCCUUUGCGCAUGUGAAGGCACUGCGAACGCCAAACUUCAACCGCGUACCUCUGCCACAAGAAAAGCAUUGGCUUGUGGCCGCCACACGCCCCAUACCAAGCGAGACCGUAAAGCUGCUUGAUAACUUCUACCAACAACGCUGGGAGACGCUACUUGCUGUAGACGAAAUGGUUGCCGCAAUUGUUGAAGCGUUGACGGAGCAGCAGCAACUGGACAACACCUACAUAAUUUACACAUCGGACAAUGGCUAUCAUAUGGGCCAAAAUGCACAGCCUUGGGAUAAGCGACAACCCUACGAGACCGACAUUCGCGUGCCGCUAAUGGUGCGCGGUCCUGGCGUGCCAAAUGGUGUGUUUGUGUCGCAACCUACGCUGCUGCUAGACCUAAUGCCAACCAUACUUCAAUGGACGGGGCUACAUUCGCAUACAGAAAUGGAUGGCUUGCCAAUACAAGUGACUUUGCAAAGUGCCAGUGACGGCGAAUUGGGUGGGAAAGAGUAUCGGCGUAGCGUGCUGGUGCAACACUGGGGAGAGGGUAACAGCGACACUUACAAUGAAGGCUGUCCCUGGUCACGCAAGGAUCGAUUAGCGCAGUGUACGCCAGAAUCAGACUGCCAUUGUCAGGAUGCUUGGAACAAUACAUACGCGUGUGUGAGACACUUUAGGGGUAUCACUGAUCGAUUGUAUUGCGAAUUCGAUGAUAGAGAGAACUUUGUUGAGGCGUAUGACGUAGAAGAUGAUCCGCAUCAAAUAAACAAUAUCGGCUAUGAGCUGCUGCCAAUUGAACACGCCUUCUACAAUUUGGCGUUGGCGAAUCUAACGCGGUGUGCGGGCAGCAGCUGCAAUGACAUUAAUCUAUAAAAAUUGAGCUUUCGUCCGGAACGCACAAAACGAUCUCCAAGUGUGAUUGAAACAUACAUACUAUGUACAUGUAACAACUUCGAAUAUAAAUACAUACAUACAUAUACGCAAGUAAAAAAAGUAGUAAAAAUGUUUUUCAACUCGGUGCUUAAUAUACCUAAACUCGUCCUGGACUUCUGAAAUGGACGAAAAUGUUUUUAUUGGAACACGAAAAAUAUGAAUCUCCAAGUCAGGGAUGCUCUACCUUUUGGUCGAAUUACCGACUUCCGGAUCCGCCCGGAAGUGAGAUAAACUGACCCGAAGUCAAUUUUUUUUAAGGAUAUAUGUAUGUAAGUACAUAGUUUUACUAGAUAUGGAUUCUGCGGACAAACUUUACAUAACUUUCAUCGCGGAGUUGGUCGGUCAUAUUUUUGCGUUAUUCAAUAAAACAUUUACCUCCAUUUUAGUGGGGGUGGGCGCGUGGUCUAGGACACUCUGUAUAUUAAUAUUUGCAAUUGUUAUCGUCCAAAUGGAAACUUUAUUUUAUUUGCUUCCCAGCACC
Rhagoletis pomonella (apple maggot) is the source of this 2240-nucleotide messenger RNA. Its product is annotated as N-acetylglucosamine-6-sulfatase-like. Gene Ontology annotation, molecular function: N-acetylglucosamine-6-sulfatase activity; glycosaminoglycan binding. Gene Ontology annotation, biological process: glycosaminoglycan metabolic process. Lineage: Eukaryota; Metazoa; Arthropoda; Insecta; Diptera; Tephritidae. The transcript is spliced from 4 exons. The record is from RefSeq and is a predicted model, not a curated record. The coding region runs from base 128 to 1699 and encodes 523 amino acids.